AUGAAGCUCAUCAUGAAGCUCUUCGGCUGCGGUUUCAACUCCUCCGAAUGCAAAGAGACGGUGGAGACAGUGGUGGUAAAAGCGCGGUUCUUGCAAAAGAAGAAACAAGAUGAGGUGGAGAAGAUGAAGAGUGACAUCGCAAGUCGCCUUCGGGCAGGCGAAGACCCCAUUGGCAGCCCUGCUCAUGUCCUGAUCAAACGGGUUAUAAGAGAGCAGAAUGUUUCCGUUGGGUACGAAUUCAUCGAGGCCUUCUGCGAUAUGGUUGGGGGCAGACUGUCGACCAUCAAAGAGGUGAGGGAAUGUCCAGAGAACUUGAAAGAAGGGAUAAGUAGUCUAGUGUUUGCAGCCAAAAAGUGCUCUCAUGAGAUUCCAGAACUGGUGACACUCAAGAAUAUUUUCAAGAAGAAAUAUGGAAAGACUUUUGUCUCCGCGGCUACGAACAUACGACCCAAUUGUGGUGUGGAUACCACGAUGAUAAAGAAGCUUGCUGAUACAAAUCCCCAAGGUGACGAAAAAAUGAAAAUUGUGCAAGAAAUAGCCGAUAAAUAUGGUAUUCAUGGAUCAUGGGUAGAGAUUGCAGGAAACAACUGCAAUGCUUUGGUCGAAGUAUAG
Messenger RNA from Prunus armeniaca (apricot), 612 nucleotides. NCBI's taxonomy places the organism in Eukaryota, Viridiplantae, Streptophyta, Magnoliopsida, Rosales, Rosaceae. The record is from the annotation of a GenBank genome assembly.